ACUUAAAAGUUUACCGUAAUAAAGUAAUACGUUAGUUGUAAACAUAUUUCAUAAAAGUUUUUGUGAUUAUAAAUUUCAAAAAUAAGUGAACUUCCUGACGGCAUACACGUUCAAAUUUGUCGCCAUGGACUCAAGUUCCGACGAAGAAAUCGGAAGAUUAAGAGAGGAAUUGGAACGUAAGCUGGAACAAAAAAGACGAAGAAAACAAGAAAAGUUGCUACACACCCCGCAACCCGAGGAGAAUACUACUUCUGCGUUAAAGCGGACAGAUCUCACAGGAAUAGAAGACACUCCAAACAAGCAAGCUGCUCUAUCAGAAGACAGUCAUCAAAUUAAGGGAAAUACCCAAGAAAAUGUAGUUCCAGGGAACCGGGCUGGACAAACAACAGAUGGCGAAAGAAAUAAAACUUCGUCGGAUAAGAUUUUUGAAAAACGAGCAGGAACCACCGACAAGGGAAAAAAAUACGAAGAUUUGGUUACCGCUAAAGUCGCACUACAAUUGGUAAGCGACAGUAAAAUAAGAGAUUUCUACAUUUCUUCGAAUGAUAAAAAUUUUGGUGAUUUUGAUGACGUGGUUAUUGAAAUUGAGACAGAUAGUAUAAUAAAAACAAUAGCACUGCAAUUAAAACACAGUAAUGAAAAAAAACAAUUAUAUAUAAAGCAACUGGCAGGCAAGAAGGGAGACUUUAGUUUAAUCAAAUAUUUCAAAUCUGCUCAAGAGGUUCAAGGCGAAGUGCAAGAAUUUAUAUUAUUCACCACAAACAGCUUUACAACUUCAAAGGAAACAAAAUUUAAACUAGAAGGAGAACAGUUUUACGUGAAGGUCAUUAAAAAGACAGUUUCAGGAGACGAUUUCGACGUUUUAAGAAUUUCUGAAAAUAUAAAUUUUUAUCAUACAUUUCAGAUCGUAGAGGACGAAUGGACUAAACAAAAUCCUGAAAAAAUUCAGCAGUACCAGACAUUCUUCGAGCGCUUUCGUCUUUACACAAACCAAGAACGUUUUGAAGCUAUUACAAAAUCAACAAUGGAUAAAUUUAUUGAGAUGUUUUGCUCUAACGAAGAAACUUUCAAGAAGUACGUCGACGUCAUAUCAGAAUGGAGUAUGCGAGAUGGAAAAAAAGAAAAACUAAGCAAAAGAAUGAUGCAACGUGUCAUCGCACUUCGUUUGCUUUAUUCUCAGAUCGAACCGUUUGCUUUUGGUUCAGUCACAAACGAAAUGAAAAUACUUCGAGAGGCUAUUUGUCUGUUCCACAUUACGUUGUUGGAAAAAAAAGGCAGCAACGCAUUUAAAAAUUUGUGGGGAGACUUGGACCAAAACAUUGACCUCAAAGAACUAAACAAAGUUCGAUCACUUUAUUCUCUUUCUUCUAAUUACAUAAGUAGUGCCGAAAAUCUGGAUGCAAAUUUGUUGACUCAAUUGCUGUGGCUUAUGCAGAAAUGUCCACUCAUUGUGAGAAAACACGUCAAUAUGGAGAAAGCUAUUAACCUCUGUCCAGGUGCAAAAUUUAUUAUUCUUGGCGAGGGUAAAUAUGAAGAAUGGAUGAAAAAACACUCUGUGUUUCAAAACUUGUUCAACUUGAAACCAGAAGUCGAAUUGUAUGAAAAAGUAUUGCGAAAAUUCACCAUUUCUAUACAAGGCAAAGAACCACGUAAUUUGGUGACUGCUUUCGAAAAAAAUGAAGAAAUUUUUAAGUAUGUCACUGUGGAAAAACUUUUAGAGAUGGCAUAUGGUCCAUGCCAUAUAGAUGGACAAAAGGAAGUUUUUCCCAAUCUUUAUAUCGACAGAUAUUUGUCAGUCAAUAUUAUAGACAUUAAAUAUCUAGAACAUGUUAAUCGAAACACUGUUAUCAUUUUAAAUUGCGAAGGUAAUUCUCAGCAAUUGAAAAUAUCUAAAAAGCAUACUCUAACAGACAUCGAGGGUUUUUUAAGUAAUACAGACCCCAAAAUUUUUGAUAAUCCAAUUUUUAUAAAGUGUGAAAAAAAUUGCAGUGAUUCUGAUUUUCAGAAAAUAUGUUCUAAAGCAACAGCAUCAAAAACUGUACACUGUUUUCAAUUUCUCAACGAUCAAAAUUUAGAAUGGAUUGGAAGCAAAGGAUCUGUUAAUGAACUGCGAAAAUAUAAAUUACGUAGUCGUUCCAAAAACGAAAACGAAAUUUGGUCAUCCAAAUUCAGCAACAACAUAAAUCUGAUAACAGGUGACCCAGGAAUGGGCAAAACCGAGUUAACGAAGAAUCUAAAAAACAACUGUUGUGCGAGAUAUUGGACCGUGAUUCUGAGUGCCCAAGAUGUUAUGUCUUUCUUUAAAAAUUCACCAAAGUCUGAAAAACCAGCAGACUUACAAUUCAAAACAUUUAUUUUAAACGAAAAAUAUCGAGACCUCGCUGGGUUGGAUCGUGAAUUCUUUACAAUGUGUUUAAAGCAACGAAAUGUGGUUUAUGUAUGGGAUGCUCUUGAUGAAAUAUUUACUCAGUUUUUAAAUGGUACUUUAGAUUUAAUUCUUAUGUUAUCGCAGAAAGGUUACAUUCAGUGGGUUACUGCAAGGCGACAUUUGAGAUCUUCUCUUGAAGAAAAAUUUAAUACUCUGUCAGUGAGUAUCAAUCAGUUCAACGAACUCGAGCAAGAAGAUUAUAUUAAGAAACGUCUUAACAGUUUUAUUGCGUCUGAAGGAUUGAAACCAAUCAUCGACAAAAUUAAAUCCACGUUUGCAUUUACAAAACAUAUAAAUAUAUUGGGAAUCCCUCUUCAAAUUUUUAUGUUAACAGACGUAUUACUUAAAAAUAAGGAAACAUAUUCAGAGUUAUUAAAUAAUAAAUUUCUGCUGACUGACAUGUAUCGUUACUUUAUUGAAGGAAAAUUUAAGUUUUUCUACGAAGGCAAAGUUCCUGUAAACAAUGAUUUUUGGCAAGAAAAAGUGAGGAAGGAAAAGGAAGAGAAAUUAAAACAGUAUGAAAAGUUGGCGCUCAAAGUAAUAUUUCCUGAAAAUGUUUUGAAACAAUUAAAUAUAGAUUAUUCGCAAACGAUAGAUUCUGUUUCUGAAGAUUUCGCAACUGUUGGUAUCAUGACUGGACUACAAAAUGGCAUCCCGCAAUUUGCACAUGCGUCCUUUGCCGAAUAUUUUGUUGCCUUACAUUUUUCUAGAAAUUUUGAAAUGAUACACAGGGAUAUAUUUUUUGAUGUGAAGUAUAAUAACGUACGUUUCUUCUUCGACAUGUUAACUGGCAAAAAAUUACCGGUCCACAUAGCAAUUUUAUAUAGAAAUUUUGAUGAAGUGGAGAACUUUGACGACGAAAUAAUAAAACGUAAAGAUGAGUGUGGAAGAAGUGCCUUACAUCUCAUUUGUUCUUGGGGACGAAGACAUGGGCGUUUAAAUGUACAAACCGAAUCUGGAGGUUAUGUUAUUGAGGCAACUAGGGAGAUUAUGAGUAGUUCAUUAGAAACGAAACAAUAUUUGAAAGCGUUAUUGUUUUUGUUAGACAAAUGUGAAAUAUUAGAAGAAGAUUUUUUACAUCAACUCACACCCUUAGCAUGGGCACAAGAAAGUGAAAGUUUGGGAGCGGAACUGGAAUUAUUGCAAUCAUGCAAAUUACAACUGAAAGAUUCGUAUAGUCGAACAGACAAAAUUAAUAUUUUCUUUUUUGCCGCUUUGCACGGAUACGCAGAAGCGUUUAAAAUAUUAUUUUCAUCUUCGAGUGUUUCUAAUAAUGAAGUAAAUUUUAGUGUUGAAUUCGAACGUAGUACGCCUCUUAUAAUAGCUUCUCGAGAGGGGCACGAAACAGUUGUAGAGUACUUGUUCAAAUACGGAGCCGAAAUCAAUCGCGCUAAUAAAUAUGGUGAGACACCGCUUUACACAGCUUCCUCUCAAGGUCACGAAAAAAUUGUCGAAUGCCUGGUGAAAUGCGGAGCCGAAAUCAAUCGCGCUGAUAAAGAUGGUCCGACACCGCUUUACGCAGCUUCCUCUCAAGGUCACGAAAAAAUUGUCGAAUGCCUGGUGAAAUGCGGAGCCGAAAUCAGUCGCGCUGAUAAUGUUUUUGGUGAGACACCGCUUUACGCAGCUUCCUCUCAAGGUCACGAAAAAAUUGUCGAAUUCCUGGUGAAAUGCGGAGCCGAAAUCAAUCGGGCUGAUGAAGAUGGUGAAACACCGCUUUACGCAGCUUCCUAUGGAGGGCACGAAGAAAUUGUCGAAUUCCUGGUGAAAUGCGGAGCCGAAAUCAAUCGCGCUGAUAAAGAUGGUCCGACACCGCUUUACGCAGCUUCCUCUCGAGGUCACGAAAAAAUUGUCGAAUUCCUGGUGAAAUGCGGAGCCGAAAUCAAUCGCGCUGAUGAAGAUGGUAAGACACCGCUUUACGAAGCUUCCUCUCAAGGUCACGAAAAAAUUGUCGAAUUCCUGGUGAAAUGCGGAGCCGAAAUCAAUCGCGCUGAUGAAGAUGGUGAAACACCGCUUUACGCAGCUUCCUCUGGAGGUCACGAAAAAAUUGUCGAAUUCCUGGUGAAAUGCGGAGCCGAAAUCAAUCCCGCUGAUAAAGAUGGUCCGACACCGCUUUACGCAGCUUCCUCUCGAGGUCACGAAAAAAUUGUCGAAUUCCUGGUGAAAGGCGGAGCCGAAAUCAAUCGCGCUGAUAAAAAUGGUCGGACACCGCUUUAUGCAGCUUCCUCUAGAGGUCACAAAAAAAUUGUCGAAUUCCUGGUGAAAUGCGGAGCCGAAAUCAAUCCCGCUGAUCAAGAUGGUCGGACACCGCUUUACGCAGCUUCCUAUGGAGGGCACGAAAAAAUUGUCGAAUGCCUGGUGAAAUGCGGAGCAAAAAUUAAUCCAGCUAAUACAUAUGAGAACACAUUGUUGUACGCAGCUUCCGAUCAAGGUCACGAAAAAAUUGUCGAAUUCCUGGUGAAAUGCGGAGCCGAAAUCAAUCGCGCUGAUGAAGAUGGUGGGACACCGCUUUACGCAGCUUCCUAUGGAGGGCACGAAAAAAUUGUCGAAUUCCUGGUGAAAUGCGGAGCCGAAAUCAAUCGCGCUGAUAAAGAUGGUCGGACACCGCUUUAUGCAGCUUCCUCUCGAGGUCACAAAAAAAUUGUCGAAUUCCUGGUGAAAUGCGGAGCCGAAAUCAAUCCCGCUGAUAAAGAUGGUCAGACACCGCUUUUCGCAGCUUCCUAUGGAGGGCACGAAGAAAUUGUCGAAUUCCUGGUGAAAUGCGGAGCCGAAAUCAAUCGCGCUGAUGAAGAUGGUGGGACACCGCUUUUCGCAGCUUCCUAUGGAGGGCACGAAGAAAUUGUUGAAUUCCUGGUGAAAUGCGGAGCCGAAAUCAAUCGCGCUCAUAAAGAUGGUCGGACACCGCUUUACGCAGCUUCCUCUCGAGGUCACGAAAAAAUUGUCGAAUUCCUGGUGAAAUGCGGAGCCGAAAUCAAUCGCGCUGAUAAAGAUGGUCGGACACCGCUUUAUGCAGCUUCCUCUCGAGGUCACAAAAAAAUUGUCGAAUUCCUGGUGAAAUGCGGAGCCGAAAUCAAUCCCGCUGAUAAAGAUGGUCAGACACCGCUUUACGCAGCUUCCUAUAGAAGUCACGAAAAAAUUGUCGAAUGCCUGGUGAAAUGCGGAGCAAAAAUUAAUCCAGCUAAUACAUAUGAGAACACAUUGUUGUACGCAGCUUCCUGUCGAAUACUGUAAAAUGUGGAGCAAAACCUUUCGUUUAAUAAAAUGAAUAAUGAUGGUUCAACUCGAAUACUCACCAAAAAUCCGUCGAAUGAUUAGUUCAACGGCGAUCCAUAGCUCCUCUACGCCGGGCCAGACUUUCAAUAUUUUAUUACCAUCCGCCGCCUUACUUUUUUAUUGUUAUUUUGUUGAUCAUAUCAGGGACGGUAAUUUUGCUCUAUCUAUUAAAAAGAAUGUUACCUUAACCUUUGAGAGAUAUUAUUACAUACUUUAGUUAUAGGAUUUAUAUUAAAAAAAAUAGAAUUGAAAAAAACUGAAUUUGUUCGACCGUAUUUCAGGAGCGAGAAGUGUCCUGUCUGAUACAUUGGACCAAUUUUACCUAGUUUGAUUAAAAUGAAAAUUUGUUUCUACAUUAUUUUUUCGUAAUACAGUGUUUUACUUUAUUUGUCGAAUAUGUUUCACUAUUUGACUCAAUUUUCCCGUAUUUGCCUUUUUGAUAUCAUAUGCCCAAAGUAAUUCCCUUUGUCAAAAUUCUUUCAAUUUAUCGCAGGGCCCAACCAUAAGUAAUUUAUUUUAACAAAUAUGUCAAUCUACAAUCAUGAAAUACCUAUAACAAAUUAUUUAAGUUCAAAAUUUCAUUUCUGUUGAGGCAAUCCCCACAAAUUAUUGCGUCAAAAGUAUUGUAUACUUGGAUAUUGCAUAUUUAAUUCGUCUUCGUUUCUAGGAUGACUUCUUUUAAUAAUCACUUUCCACUGAUUAAACAGUUUCCCAAUUAGGUUUGAUCUGUAGAUUUCAAAGGGGGCUGCACACGUCAUUACCACUCUUCGACCAAGUUUUGAGCUAAUGGAUUGAGAAAAGUCCUAUAUCGAAGUACAAAUACAGGAAAAACUCCAUGGGUUUGUAUCAAUUGUUGAAUUUCUUCAGUUCUGUGAAAUCUUACAUCGUUCAUUAAAAUAUGUCCGUGCGCCCCUAAUAUUAUCUUCUUGUAAGUGAUUCAAUAAGGUUUUAAAAAAUCGUAAUCGACUAAUUACGACCUGUCAGCUGAUCUUCGACUUUGUUUGCGCUACGGUUACUUGGUGAUCUUCCGUAAGAGUUAAACACAGUCUUCAUAAAUCCAAUUGCAUAUUUUUUCUUUCUUUUGUUUAGUUAACUUUUACGUGCGCUGCAUAGCAUUUUCUUUCUCCAUUUGAUUACUCAAGUAAAUUUUUCUAACAGUGUUUGGUUGAAUAUUAAAGUGCUGUCCACUUUGGCUGAUGUGCGACGAAAUUGUUUUGUUAAAAAUAAGAAACUGUUUUGACAGAAGGUAAAACAAUUUGAGAAACAUAGCGCACCAUUUAAUAAGAGUAGGAAAUAAAUUUGACAAUUAGUGGAACACAAUUGAUGAAAGACGAAAAUCAAAAGAAAAACACUAUUUUAUGAUAUACAGCUUUUUAUAUCUACAUACCUAUAUCCUUCAUCUGUUUUCAGAUAUUGUAAAGAUUUGUAUUGCUUAUUAAUGAAUGAAUGAAUGAAUGAAUGAAUGAAUGAAUUUAUCUAUUCUAAUAUUUAAACUUAUUUUUGAGAUUCACACAAUUUUCACAUCUAUGGAAAACAUAGCCACAAGCUAAAUAAUUCGUUUUCUUUUAUGUCUACAUAUUUCAAUUGAAUAAACUAAUUUGACAUGACGACUUCUUUUAUAGUUAUUUUGUUUAUAGUUUUUUCUGAAGUACCAUUUUCGGAUUUUUUAACUUGCAUGAAAUUUAUUUUAUUCUUUUCAAACAAAAUUUGAACUUUCGAUAAAUUAUUUUGAUACUAUUCCAAAUUUUAAUUAGUUGACGACCACAUAAAUGCAAACUCGAUCAGUCAAUAUUUUACGAAAAUUUGUCAAGUACAUUUUCGGACAAAUUCAGCUAAGCUUCAACUUUUACUUUAGUACAAUUUUUUUUUCGUGAGGUCAUCACAACAAUACGAAGAGAACUGCAGCAAAAACUGUCCUACUAUCAAACUUUAAAAAAAUACAAACAAAACACAUAAACUACUAAGUACAGGUGUUUCCAUAGUUUUAAAAAAAAUUGAAACCAAAACUGCUGUUAUUCAUCAAGAACUAAUAUUGGAACAAUGUUUUGAAAAAUACUUCCGCUUCAAAAAGAGACUUUUCGUGCCUGCCAAAACAACGAAUUGAAAAACAGCAACUACUGUUUUAAUUUCGUAUCACAACAAAAUAUACCUUACGCGGAAUCAGGUUUCUAACCUCAAAAUAUAACAAAUGAGUUAAAUACCGCUAACUGACCUGGACAAUAUCAACAGAAUUGCGUUUUACUGUAAAUUUUAUAACUUUAAAAUCUCACAAUCUCACAAAAUAUUUAAAAUUGCAGUAAAACAUAAUAACGCUAAAUGAAUUAUAAACCAGAGAAUUUAGGCGAAAUUCCUGCACUAUCAGCAGAAACUUCAUCUUGUCAUCGUAGUGGCUACAAAUUGUCCAUACAUUCCGAAAUCACUGCAUAGAGAACAGUAUGGUGCUAUAGAAAAUCAUCUUAAUCGGAUUCAUAUUAUUUACAUAACAUCAUUUAACAUAUUAAUAUUCACUUUGAUUGAGAUAGUUUUCCAUCGCACAAUUAAUUCUAGUUCUAAUAUGAGUUUGAUAAUAACUUUAUUAUUUGCAAGUAGUGUUGUAAAUGGUUGCUCUAAUGUGUAAUUUAUUUCGUGACAAGAUCGCUCAACGGAUGCAGCAUUCAUAUCUAACAAACGUCAGCGCUAGAUUCGUUGUUCACGCAUUCAAGACGCGUUUUAGUAUUUGCAUCUGUUUGGCGCUUCGAGGACAAAAUAAUUAAAAAUUUUUAAAUGUAAAGUGCCAUGAUACCUUUUAACUAAGUACUUGUACUCAGAAUUAGCAAAAAACGACGUCAAGGCUGUUUUCCAUUGUCGAAUAUUUUUAUCACUAUAUAGAUCCACUGGGUUUGCAUUACAAAAAUGAACAUUUUGUACCAAGUCGUGGUUGUGGUUUAAAUUUGUUCAUAGUGUUUUAAGCAUUUCACAUCGAUUUCCCAAAAACAUACUCUUUUGACAAACUGACAAAGUUUGAUUCAGAGAGGAAGCGGAAAAUUUACUGUGACCAAAUACUGAAGAUGCUCAAGCAUGGCAACUACGAAACUAUCUUUCUUCUUGACAAUUGGUACACAGAUGAAAAAACACUUAACAAAACCAAAGCACGUAAUUGAAGCAGGUUUUCUUUUGGGAAUAGUUGUUGAUAGAAAGUGUAAAAAUCUGAAAUGGAGCAAAAAUACCGAAGACGGACUGCAACCUUGUCGUAUUUUCUUACUUAAUCAUUGUUUGUCGGUUUAUUAAAAAAAGUAUCAUGACAUGUGAGGGAUAUUUUUACUUUGUAGUGGAAAUAUAUACAAGUAUUGUAGUUUAUAAGUUUAUUACUAGUAAUGUAACGGUGAUUACUCCAACCAAGGACUUCGAUAAACCUGUGUAUCUAAAAAAUGUAAUCAAUCUGUACCUAUAUUGUAAAUAUGUAAAUAAUGAUUUAAUCUGUACAUAUACUGAAAUAGAUUGUUGUUUGUUAUUAAACAGUAGACAAAGUUCCAUUUUUUAGAAUCCUUAUUAAA
This is a messenger RNA of Zophobas morio, 9231 nucleotides long. RefSeq lists its product as uncharacterized. The transcript has 7 exons. NCBI's taxonomy places the organism in Eukaryota, Metazoa, Arthropoda, Insecta, Coleoptera, Tenebrionidae. Gene Ontology annotation, molecular function: protein binding. Gene Ontology annotation, cellular component: nucleus; cytoplasm. The record is from RefSeq and is a predicted model, not a curated record. Bases 125 to 5656 code for a protein of 1843 amino acids. Gene Ontology annotation, biological process: regulation of barbed-end actin filament capping.